This is a messenger RNA of Etheostoma spectabile (orangethroat darter), 1134 nucleotides long. RefSeq names its product mitochondrial Rho GTPase 2-like. The transcript is spliced from 5 exons. The coding region runs from base 37 to 762 and encodes 241 amino acids. Gene Ontology annotation, molecular function: GTP binding; GTPase activity. NCBI's taxonomy places the organism in Eukaryota, Metazoa, Chordata, Actinopteri, Perciformes, Percidae. The record is from RefSeq and is a predicted model, not a curated record.
UAACAAUUGAUAUGCAGUCAAAUUCUAACUGACAGAAUGGCAGCCCUGUGUGUUUGUUGUGCCCUGUGUUUAUGUUUUGUGUUACUGCUUGUUUAUAUAUGCACAGUAACACAGGAGAAAAAGGAGGACCUGGUGAAGCGCCAGACACAGCGGUCAGUGUUUCUCUGCAAGGUGAUCGGACCGCGGGGGACGGGCAAGACAGCCUUUCUCCAGGCCUUUGUGGGCCGCAACGUUGUGAAUAAGGGAAAUUCCAGCAGUGCCUUCUCCCCCUAUGCCAUAAACACUGUACAAGUCAGCAACCAGGAGAAGUACCUUAUCCUCAAUGAGGUGGAUGUGGAGGUGGAGUUCCUGAAGGCAUCAGAUGCCUCCUGUGAUGUUGCUUGUCUCAUGUAUGACUCCAGUGACCCGCAUUCCUUCGACUAUUGUGCCAGUAUAUACAAGCAACACUACAUGGAGAGCAACAUCCCAUGUGUGCUGGUCGCCUCCAAGGUGGACCUUCCUGAGGUCAAGCAGUUCCACGGGAUGACUCCAGCAGAGUUCUGUUAUAAACACCAACUGCCUCCACCGCUGCCCUUCUCAAGCCUGUUCCUCGACUCCUCUAGCAAGAACAUCUACACCAGGCUCGCCUGGGCAGCAGUGUACCCACACCUGAAUGGUUCAGACAUGAGCAACACAUCCUUCUGGCUGAGAGUGGCGUUGGGCUCGGCUGUGGUUGCCGUUCUCGGCUUUGCUAUCUACAGAUCUGUCGCCAGACUGAAAUGAUGAUCAACAACCAGCUGAGCUUCUGUUUUUUACAGUCCAACUUUCCAUAGAUCCAUCCAUCAAGACCAAACCUCAGAGACCAGAUCCACCAUAUUGCUUUACCUUUUAAGGCUCCCAGGAAACUCUUCAUAUAUCUGCCCUUCUUUACUUUGUCCUACCCUGAGUCAGCUGAUCACAACAGUCCAAAGGCAAUUGGAAGCUAGUGAUCAUAUUAUUCCCCACGCUGCUGUGCCCAGCUUUUUCUGCCUUACAUUGUAAAACCAGGUUAAGUAGGAGUUAGCCUGACAGUGCUUUGUGCAUUGAAAUGCAAAGUGAACUGUUCACAUCCAAACAGGUGCUUUAUAAUAGAGGAGGAAAUGCAGCAAGACAGUU